UCUCGUCCAAUCACCCAGCUGCAUUCUUCUCCAGUCUCACCUCAUCAGAAAACGACCACUAAGCUUUGGUACUUCAAUCAUCUCUUCCAUGUCAUUGACUUUAUCCCAAACCACAUAGGAAAAACCAGCUUCUCUCAUGUCUAAGAAGUUGUUCUGAUCCACCUCUUAAACCAUUCAAGCUCCAAUUCCUUCCAAGAGCUAAUCCCCACAUAAAACAACGACGCACUUCAUCCAUAGAUGAAAAGUUUGAAUGAACUCUAAAGCCUGAGAUCAUGACCGGGAAUCACUCCAGGGGAUCUCCUUCCCCACCACGACGGACGUGCUGCUUCGGAUGUUCUAGUAAAAGGGAAUCAAACAUAAAGAGCAACAGCAGUGGAGUCCAAGGGUCAAGGCUGGAGCAGGGACGCUGGGGGAGCAGUGAAGAGAUCCUUACGGAUUUCAGUACUUUUUCCUUGAAAGAACAGCAGAGAAACUUGAAGAAGGCACUGAAGGAGGAGGAAAAGGCGAGCCGGGAGGCAGAGAAGGUGGUAGAGUGGGUGAAGCAGGCUUCAGCUAGAAUUGAUGUUUCCACAAUCGAUCAGUUGCUGAGUGGAGAUGAGAAGUCCAAGUGAUGGGCUUGCGUCCUGUGCUUUAAUUUUGGCAGUUUAACCUUAUAGAAAGGGGCUUUCUUGGAUUAGAAGUGCCAUUGGUAAGAUGGAUGUUAGAUUUGUUUGUCCAUGGUAUACAUAUUUUUUAUGAAUCAAACUUGCUUGCAUGAAUGUAUAUUAUACAAGAUGAUGCAUAAAUUGGAAUUCUCUGCUCUCUGCAGAAAAUAAAGAUAAAAAAGAUUGCACAUCGAA
Elaeis guineensis (African oil palm) is the source of this 839-nucleotide messenger RNA. The record is from RefSeq and is a predicted model, not a curated record. NCBI's taxonomy places the organism in Eukaryota, Viridiplantae, Streptophyta, Magnoliopsida, Arecales, Arecaceae.